Drosophila suzukii is the source of this 1022-nucleotide messenger RNA. RefSeq names its product Mitochondrial cardiolipin hydrolase zuc (gene zuc). Lineage: Eukaryota; Metazoa; Arthropoda; Insecta; Diptera; Drosophilidae. Gene Ontology annotation, biological process: piRNA processing. Gene Ontology annotation, molecular function: RNA endonuclease activity producing 5'-phosphomonoesters, hydrolytic mechanism. The record is from RefSeq and is a predicted model, not a curated record. Gene Ontology annotation, cellular component: mitochondrion.
AGAUCAGAAUUCACUUUUAUGGUCACUCUAAGACAACUAUUUGAAAAAGGAUAUUUGGAAAAAUGUUAAGUUCCCAAUUAAUUAUGGAACAAAUCCGAGAUCAUCCCAUUGUGGCCACCAUUAGCAUUGCCGUCGGCGCUGUUCUGGCAUCCGAGGUGAUGUGGAAGGCGGUUUUGUACUUUCGGGACAAACGGGAGAAGGCACGCCGCGUGCACGAGGUGGUUUGCUUCAAUGAACUGGGCGAGAUCUGCGCCGCACAGCAUCUCCGUAACUGCAGUCCGGGAUCACCGGAACCCGUGGUGUUCCGCUGCCAGAACAAGCACUGCACCCUGAGAAAUGUGGGCAAGAUCGUUGAGCAGAUCGACCGGGCGGAGCACUCCAUUGACUUGGCCAUCUACACCUUCACCUCGCUGACCGUGGCGGAAGCUUUUAAGCGAGCCCUGCAGCGCGGCGUGAAUAUCCGGAUUAUCAGCGACGGGGAGAUGGUCUACUCCUUCGGAUCGCAGAUCACUACGCUGGCCCGCUUUGGAGUACCGGUGCGCGUCCCCAUCACCACUUACAUGAUGCACAACAAGUACUGCAUAAUCGAUGGAGUGGAGCGCGUCAAGGAGAUUCGCAUGCUUAAGAAGCGCAAGUGGAUGCGUCCAUGUUACAGUAUCGCCAUCAUAGGGUCCGUCAACUGGACUCGCCAGGGAUUCGGUGGCAAUUGGGAGGCCUGCGUGAUCACCCAUGACGAGAAGGUAACGCUCAUGCUCCAGGCGGAGUUCAACCGCAUGUGGAAGGCCUUCGAGAAGGACGAGAACAAAAUAAUCCAGAAGGAAUAGAUAACCUUAACGGUUAAGACUUGGCAGCUUUUUACCAAAUGGCUCACCACAUUACCAUUCCUUUAAACUUUUAAAUAAGUGUAAAAUAGAUUUGAUAAUAAUUCACGUUGAAUGUAACUAUUUAGCAAUGUUUAAGAAUCGUAAAACAAUAAGCUUAACAAUUUACAUAGCCAUCGAAUUACUACCAAAAAAUAGGUA